Anguilla rostrata (American eel) is the source of this 5530-nucleotide messenger RNA. It is a transcript of the gene prkg1b, whose product is annotated as protein kinase cGMP-dependent 1b. The transcript has 18 exons. The record is from RefSeq and is a predicted model, not a curated record. NCBI's taxonomy places the organism in Eukaryota, Metazoa, Chordata, Actinopteri, Anguilliformes, Anguillidae. The coding region runs from base 455 to 2509 and encodes 684 amino acids. Gene Ontology annotation, biological process: protein phosphorylation. Gene Ontology annotation, molecular function: ATP binding; cGMP-dependent protein kinase activity.
ACGGCGUUUACCACCUAUUCCCAGUAAGGUGCGCGUGCACGUUUUAGCCUGUUGGCUGGCUACAGCAUUGAGCUGAGCCACAGACUUGUUACUCUCUCAGCGAUUGCAUUAUGCUUCGGUAUUCUGCAGGCGCCUAGCCCACUCUUUGGAAACGAGUGGCUGACGUAUUCGAGGAAGAACAUUUCUGCUGUUUGAAACUUCAAAUUUUCACGCUGCAAUGCUCCAGAGCUCCACUCUCUUUCAUUACGAUACUCUCCAUACGUGUGUUUCGGUAGGCUAACUCAUCUGGGCACCCGGCAGCCUUAAAUUAUACUAAAGGAAGGCAUUUUUUGCCUACGCUGACAAGCUUGAGAACGUUUUAAUUUUAUUUCACACGAAGGGAAAGAAGAAACUGAACGGGGGGACAUACUUGGUGAAGUUUCCACCACUUGAGCAGUCUUGUCCUUUGAGAGCUAUGGGCACACUGCGCGAUCUCCAGUACGCCUUACAAGAGAAGAUUGAGGAACUGAGACAGCGGGACGCACUUAUCGAUGAGCUGGAGUUGGAACUAGAUCAGAAGGACGAGUUGAUUCAGAAGCUACAGAAUGAGCUGGAUAAAUACCGUUCUGUUAUUAGACCGGCAACCCAACAGGUCCACAAACAGAGCGUCUUGCAAGAACAGCAGAGAACCAAGAGGCAGGCUAUUUCAGCGGAGCCUACAGCCUUUGACAUUCAGGAUCUCAGCCACGUUACUCUCCCCUUCUACCCCAAGAGCCCACAGUCCAAGGAUUUAAUCAAGGAAGCUAUUCUGGACAAUGACUUCAUGAAGAACCUUGAGAUUUCUCAGAUCCAGGAAAUAGUAGACUGCAUGUAUCCAGUAGAAUAUGGAAAGGACAGCUGCAUCAUCAAAGAGGGUGAUGUGGGAUCAUUGGUGUAUGUUAUGGAAGACGGGAAGGUGGAGGUGACGAAGGAGAGCAUGAAGCUGUGCACCAUGGGGCCCGGGAAAGUGUUCGGGGAGCUGGCCAUCCUCUACAACUGCACGAGGACCGCAACGGUUAAAACUCUCACCAACGUGAAGCUGUGGGCCAUCGACAGACAAUGUUUCCAGACCAUCAUGAUGCGCACGGGGCUGAUCAAGCACGCCGAGUACAUGGAGUUUCUGAAAAGUGUUCCUACAUUCCAAGGCCUUUCUGAAGAGAUCCUGAGCAAGCUUGCUGACGUACUUGAGGAGACGCACUACGAGGACGGGGAGUACAUCAUCCGGCAGGGCGCCACAGGAGACACCUUCUUCAUCAUCAGCAAGGGGAAGGUGAACGUGACGCGAGAAGAUUCGCCCAGCGAGGACCCGGUCUAUCUACGCGCGCUAGAGAAGGGAGACUGGUUCGGAGAGAAGGCCCUGCAGGGGGAAGAUAUCAGGACUGCCAAUGUCAUCGCUGCUGAAGCUGUCACUUGCCUGGUCAUUGACAGAGACUCUUUUAAACACUUGAUCGGAGGCCUGGAAGAUGUUUCCAACAAAGGUUAUGAGGAUGCCGGGGCCAAAGCAAAAUACGAAGCGGAGAACGCCUUCUUCUCCAACCUCAAGCUGGUGGACUUCAACAUCAUCGACACGUUGGGAGUGGGAGGAUUCGGCCGCGUCGAACUGGUUCAGCUGAAGAGCGACGAGGUGAAGACGUUCGCCAUGAAGAUCCUGAAGAAGCGCCACAUCGUGGACACGCGGCAGCAGGAGCACAUCCGCUCGGAGAAGCAGAUCAUGCAGGAGGCCCACUCCGACUUCAUCGUGAGACUGUACAGGACUUUCAAGGACAGCAAGUACCUGUACAUGCUAAUGGAGGCUUGCCUGGGAGGUGAAUUAUGGACCAUUCUUAGGGACAGAGGUUCAUUUGAAGACUCAACGACCCGCUUCUACACGGCGUGCGUGGUGGAAGCGUUCGCUUACCUGCAUUCCAAAGGAAUCAUCUACAGAGACCUCAAGCCGGAGAACCUCAUCCUGGAUCACAGAGGCUACGCUAAGCUAGUGGACUUCGGCUUCGCCAAAAAGAUUGGGUUCGGGAAGAAGACGUGGACUUUCUGCGGAACGCCGGAAUACGUAGCGCCGGAGAUCAUCCUGAACAAAGGGCAUGACAUCUCCGCAGACUACUGGUCGCUGGGCAUCCUCAUGUACGAACUUCUGACCGGCAGCCCACCGUUCUCCGGCCCUGACCCAAUGAAAACAUACAACAUCAUACUGAGAGGCAUAGACAUGAUUGAAUUUCCAAAGAAGAUUACCAAAAAUGCUGCCAACUUAAUAAAGAAGCUAUGCAGGGACAAUCCUUCUGAAAGACUGGGAAACUUGAAAAACGGUGUCAAAGAUAUCCAAAAGCACAAGUGGUUCGAAGGCUUUAACUGGGAAGGGCUGCGGAAAGGAACGCUGACACCCCCUAUCGUCCCCACUGUCUCGUCACCAACGGACACGAGUAACUUUGACAGUUUCCCUGAGGACAAUGACGACCCUCCUCCAGAUGACAACUCUGGCUGGGACACAGAUUUUUAACCACUCCCCCUUACUCGACUUCUACUCCGCCCCAUCCCCAGUCCUUAUACCCUACUUCCCAAACCCGCUUCUGUGUAGCCUGGGGCAGCUUCAACAGAGCUGCUGAAACAAAAAAAAAAGGAAAGAGAGAAAAUGGCGGGAGUAAAACUGCAAAGAGGAUGAGAAGGGGAACGCAAUGCUCUGGGUCACCAAAGAUGCCUUCACCGAUGCUGCCGCCGUCACCAGCGUAGCACCGGCGCUAACGGGCUCCUCACAACCGCCGCUAUGCUGAGGACCAUCACGGGAGUCGGCCCUUCAUGUCAACGGAUAGUUUCAGGUUUUUUUUUUGUGUUUUUUUUUUAGGAAAAUUGAGCUGAAUUCACUCCCCUCCCCCCCCCCCCCACGACUCAAGGCCCGCAUUCCAUUCCUCGCCGUGGAUUCCUGAGCUCUCGGAAGUUGAUCGCUCUGACAGCGUGCGGAGCCGCCUGCGGCGCGCGUGUGCGGAGCCUCCCCCGCUGAGACGUCCUCACCUUUCUGUUCCUCCAGAACCUCAGCGCUGUCUGGCUUCCCACUGUGACAGACCUGAAUGUCAUUUUCAAGUCAAUUUUAAAUGGUAUAGUCUAAGUAUAUGGCAUACAGUAUAUGUAUAUAUUGCACAUAUAUCGAAGUACUUGCACGCACACGCGCACGCGCACACACACAUGCACACACACACACACGCACACGCACACACCUCAGUAUAUAUUCGAUUUACUCAUGAAGCACACUUUUCCUGUCCUCAUUUUUAUUUUAAGUAAAAACUGCAAUAGCCAUUGACCUGUCACCACACUUGUUCCAUGAAGAUAAAACAAGCAUUGAAGUACUGUGAUAUUUUUCCAUUUUUAUUUUUUGCAACUCUGAGUUUCCGGAAUUUGCUGUUCAUUUGCAUUGAGUAACUGGGUAGUUUUGUUUCUCAUGACUUUGGGUUAAGAAAAUAAUAAACAUGGAAGUUUGCAAGCUAUUAUUGUUUUAAUCCUAAAAAUGACAAGGGCAAAUUUCAAUCUGGUAAAAUAUUAAUUAUAUAACAAUAUAUCAGUCUUUCCCAUCUAUGUCUGAUGUAAUUUCUAGUGAACAAUUACCUGAAUGAUGUGCUGCAUCUAAAAUGAAGACUUGGAGGUGAUGUGUGCAGUACACCACAAGGGGGCAGACUAUGACAAAAGAAAAUGUUUGAUGACAGACCAUCAUGACAAACAAGAAACUACAUGGAAAGCUUUUGAACAAAAGUACUUUACAGGCUUUAUAUAUUCUAUGGUGUACACAAACCACCUGAGAUGGAAUUAAGAUUGCAAAGAAUCACAGAUUAGGAAUAGAUGUUCAGGUAGCAAGGGAACAGUCCUUAUUCCAAGGUAUUAUUUAGUAUUCUUAAACUAUUUCCACAUUUAGCUCACUAAUUGUCAUUUCCCCUCGCCAUUUAUUACUUUGUCAUUAUAUUUUAUUACUUAUUAUGUUUCUCUGAAGCAAAGAGAAUGACAUCAAUUUACUGAUACCACAAUAUUCACCUGGGCAUAAUUCUUAUUCAAGAGUCACAUUUGACUUCCUGUGAGCAGGCAUCUACUGUAAGAUAAUGUCACGCUUUGAGUGAUGGUUUGAAGACUGCAAUUCUCCAGGCUCAUAAUAACGCAUACACUGUGCUGGAUAAACAAAUGGAGAACCUUAUUUAUUGUUUGGACCAGAGGGAAAUAUUUCUGUAUAUAAAUAUUCAGUGCUAAUAUUUUGUGAUACUUGUACAACUUUGAAUUGUUAAAGUAUAUCAGGCGUUAUUAUAUGAUUUAAAUAUUUGGGAAAUUGUGUUUUUUUUGUCUUUUGAAUUUAUUUAAUUGGACUUGAAGAAAAUGUCACAAUGUUAAUCAUCAGCUCGACAGUACGCUCCCUCAGUCUAGUUUAGUGAUCAUUACAUAGCUAUAUUUGGCAUUAUUGCAAGUGCCUUAAAUAAAUGGCAUCCAAAAAUAUCUUAAACGUUCGUUUCAAUGCUGCAUGACAAAGCCAGACACCUCAAAUUGUUGUCCUUUCUUGGCUUGUUGCUUUUUUAUGGUUCAGCUAUUUAUAUGCCUUUUUUCUUACAAUAAAGUGUAACUUUCAAAAUGACACUAAGUGAAACCCCUCAUUUCUGUGGCCUGGACCUGUAAAUCUGUUUGUACGAUGCUGCCUCAUUUCUGUGAAAUGUAAAAACGAUUUGCGCAGAUUAGCUUAAGACAAGGAACUCUUCAUGCUGCUUUUUGGUUAGACGUAGCGGCUUACUUCACUGGGUGGUCUCGCUUGGCAGCGUGUGGCAUGCGGCGAACACAAGACUGCAUUGAUAUGAUUUCCUUACAGGCUCCCGCGAACCUUAAAGCGAGUGGCAAAGGGCCUUAGAUACGGGCAGCCUUACAGAGACCCUACUGCACUCGGUGUGUAAAAGAAGAGCGACAUGCACGUCUUCUAACGCACCAGCUUAUGCAGAAUUUUAAUCAUUAUCGUCAGUUAAUCGCCCCGUCCCCCUUCCCCAAAGAUGAUGACAGGAUGGAUGUCCACAGUAUUGCAGUUCAUGGUUCCUGAGGCUAUCAUCAAAGAGAAGGGAGCGUAGCUACGCUGAAUCAACAGCACUGUAGCAGCAUCACGUCAAACCACUUGUAUAUGCAACCUCCGGUGACUGAAAAAGUUUACUGCCAAAUCUCUCUCUUCACUGCAGUGAUGUAAACCAUGUUGCUGGAAGUAAAAUAAAAAAAAUACUAUUCCGUCACACCGUAAGUGCAACAGAGAAGUUACCAUUUUCAGCAUUCGUAAGCUCCUUGCAGUUCCUCAGUGUUUGUUAUUUUGCUACUUUGAAUUUGUAGUCUUUUUGUUGUGGGUUUUUUCUAAUGGAAACUAAAUGAGUGGUACUGAAUCCGUUGCAGUCAAUGUUGCCUGAAAUAUGUAUUCUGUCAAGUAUACUGCAUUCCCUUUUGUUCUGUAUUUUUAUUGUUACUUUACUUGCCGAGUGCCUAUUGUAAAACUUCACAAAACUUAAAUAAAUACAAGUUACUA